GUCACAUCCUCUGAAUUUUGCUUCAGGAAUCUCAGGGAGGUGAAAGCCUUGGUGUGAGGGUUGCAGCCUCCAGUCAACAGGGGUUUUGGCCUCUACUAGAGUCAAGAGAGGUGAGGCCUGCUCUGAGAAGUGCUGUCUCCAGUGAGCAGAGGGAGGAGUCCCAGACUCUGCCAGGAGUCAAGGUUGUGGUCCUCUAUUAUCCAACCUCCUGCCCACAUUCCUCCGUGCUACCACUGACCAGAGUGAGCAUGUCUCAGGGUCAGAAGAUUCCACAUUGCACACAGGAACAACAUCACACCCACUGUGAGCCCCAGGGCCUGGAGGCUGCACAGGUCUCCAAGGCUUUGGAGGAGACCUCUCCCUCCUCCUCCCAUCCUCUAAUGCCUGGAAACCUGGAGGAGGCUUUGGCUGCUGGGGCACCCAGUACUUCCCAGAGUCCUCAGGGUGCCUCUUCAUCUGACACUGUCACCGGAGCCAUCUCAUCAAGUAAAUCAGAUGAGUGCUCCAGCAGGCAAGAAAAGGAGGCGAGUUCAGCUUCUUCAAAGCCUCUGUCUGACACUGAGAACUUGCCCGUAGAUCCUCUAGAUGAGAAGAUGAUUUUAUUGGUGCAGUUCCUGCUGCAAAAGUAUCAAAUGAGAGAGCCAGUCACAAAGGCAGAUAUGAUUGGUGAUGUUAUCAAAGAGUGUAAGAAUGAUUUCCUUGAGAUCCUUAGGAGAACCUCUGAGCACAUGGAGCUGGUCUUUGGUGUUGAUAUAAAGGAAGUGGAUCCUAGCAGCCACAGCUAUGCCCUCGUCAACGUACUAGACCUCACCUAUGAUGCGAGGCCCAGUGGUUACGAGGGCAUGCCUAGGACCAGCAUCCUGGUAACGAUCCUGGGCGUGAUUUUCAUGAAGGGCAAUCGCGCCACUGAGGAGGAAAUCUGGGAAGUGCUGAAUAUGAUGGGCUUAUAUUCUGGGAGGAAGCAUUUCAUUUUUGGGGAGCCCAGGAAGUUCAUUACCAAAGAUUUAGUGCGAGAAAGGUACCUGGAUUACCAGCGGGUGCCCAACAGUGAUCCUCCAUGCUAUGAAUUCCUGUGGGGUCCAAGAGCUCAUGCUGAAGUCAGCAAGAUGAAAUUGCUGGAGUUCUUGACCAAGAUUCAUGAGUCUGACCCUACUUGCUUCCCAUCCCAUUAUGAGGAGGCUUUGAGAAAUGAAGCAGAAAGAGCCCGAGCUAGAGUUACAACCAGGGCUGGCACAGCUGCCGAGGCCAGGGCGCACUCCAGUGCCAGACCCAGCAGCUCUUCCCACCCCUAG
Molecule: messenger RNA, 1292 nt
Organism: Camelus dromedarius (Arabian camel)
Lineage: Eukaryota; Metazoa; Chordata; Mammalia; Artiodactyla; Camelidae
Product: melanoma-associated antigen B16
Exons: 3
Coding region: 249-1292 (347 amino acids)
Biological process (GO): negative regulation of transcription by RNA polymerase II
Cellular component (GO): nucleus
Source: RefSeq, a predicted model, not a curated record